Messenger RNA from Tupaia belangeri chinensis (Chinese tree shrew), 1870 nucleotides. It is a transcript of the gene MSTO1, whose product is annotated as misato mitochondrial distribution and morphology regulator 1. Gene Ontology annotation, cellular component: cytoplasm; mitochondrion. Bases 196 to 1806 code for a protein of 536 amino acids. The transcript has 15 exons. The record is from RefSeq and is a predicted model, not a curated record. NCBI's taxonomy places the organism in Eukaryota, Metazoa, Chordata, Mammalia, Scandentia, Tupaiidae. Gene Ontology annotation, biological process: mitochondrion organization.
CGGGAGGUGCUCACGCUGCAGUUGGGACAUUUUGCGGGUUUCGUGGGAGCGCACUGGUGGAACCAGCAGGAUGCUGGGCUGGGCGGAGCGGCCGAUGAUGGCGAGGAGGCGGCGGGAGAACUAUGUCCCGACGUCCUGUAUCGGACCGGCCAGACGCUGCACGGCCAGGAGACCUACACGCCGCGACUCAUCCUCAUGGAUCUGAAGGGUAGCCUGAGCUCCCUCAAAGAGGAAGGUGCUCUCUACAGGGACAAACUGCUAGACGCUGCAAUAGCAUGGCAGGGAAAGCUCACCACACACAAAGAAGACCUCUGUCCCAAGAACCCUUAUCUCCAGGACCUUCCGCGUGCUGAGGGAGUGCUGAGCAGUGACGGCGUCUGGAGGGUCAAAUCUAUUCCCAAUGGCAAAGGCCUCCCACCCUGCACCACUGCAACUCCAAAGCCACUGAUCCCCACGGAGGGCAGCAUCAGAGUCUGGUCGGACUUCCUCAGAGUCCACCUCCAUCCCCGGAGCAUCUGUAUGAUUCAGAAGUACAACCACGAUGGGGAAACAGGGAGGCUGGAAGCUUUUGGCCAAGGGGAGAGCGUCCUGAAGGAACCCAGGUACCUGGAAGAGCUGGAAGACAGGCUACACUUCUACGUGGAGGAGUGUGACUACUUGCAGGGCUUCCAGAUCCUGUGUGACCUACACGAUGGUUUCUCUGGGGUAGGCGCUAAGGCCUCAGAGCUACUACAAGACGAGUAUUCGGGGCGAGGAAUAAUAACCUGGGGCUUGCUCCCUGGUCCCUACAAUCUAGGGGAGCCCCAGAAAAACGUCUACCGUCUGCUAAACACAGCUUUCGGUCUGGUGCACCUGGCUGCGCACAGCUCUCUCGUCUGCCCCCUAUCGCUGGGUGGGAGCUUGGGCCUGCGACCGGAACCACCCGUCACCUUCCCUUACCUGCAUUAUGAUGCCACUCUGCCCUUCCACUGCAGUGCCAUCCUGGCCACGGCCCUGGACACGGUCACUGCUCCUUACCGCCUCCGCGCCUCUCCAGUUCCCAUGGUUCAUCUGGCCGACAUGCUGGGCUUCUCUGGGAAGAAGGUGGUGGCGGCAGCAGCAGCCAUCCCCUUCCCCUUGAUUCCAGGCCAGUCCCUUCCUGAUACUCUGGCGCAGCUGGGAGGAGCCACCCCGUGGACAUCACUGUCUGCGUGUGGGGACCCUUCCGGAGCACGCUGCUUUGCCCAGUCGGUCGUGCUGAGGGGAAUAGACAAAGCACGCCACACCAGAGAAAGGCUGCGGCGGAAAACAGAACGGGAUGGCGAGAAUCAUCCUGAGAAAGGCCGCAGAGGAGGACAGCAGAGAAUCGUCCCGGAAACCUGUUCGACUGUCUCCCGGGUCAGGACACCCGGGGAUACCUCUGCCAGCCCUCUCCAUGCAUGUACCACGGGGGAAGAAGUCCUGGCCCAGUAUCUACAACAGCAACAGCCUAGGGCCACGAGCUCUUCCCACCUGCUGCUGACGCCCUGCCGGGUGGCUCCUCCCUACCCUCACCUCUUCUCCAACUUGAUCCAGCAGGGUGUGGUUCUUGAAGGUCCCCCUGUGGGAGCAGCAGGGGACAGUGUCCCCGUGUUUGGGGCCUUGUGCUCCUCUGCAUCCUUGCACCGCACCCUGGGAGGCUUAGCCAGAGAGCUCACCAGACUCGACCUGCGGCACUGGGCCAGCUUCCUGGCUGCUGGAGUGGAGCAGGAUGACGUGGAGGAACUGCUGCAGGAGCUGCACAGCCUGGCCCGGUGCUACCAGGACAGCGACAGCCUCGUGGACUAACGCUCCAAGGGUGGGGGAAGAGCUAGUUUGCGAUAAAACUGCUGGAUGCAGGAGCCCAGUGUCU